CGGGAGAGAGAGCGCUUUAACUCCGAGCACUCGGCACCUGCCAACACUCCAAUGCCGUGCAGUCGUGGGCUUGUUGUAUGAAGUUUACAACUGGAUUUGGACUUGCUGCUCAUCUCGGUGCGUGGAUUCUUAAAGCUGCACCUACUGGAUGUACACGGUCCCAUAGUCUUACGGCUUCGUAUUGCAGCUUCGCUGGAAGUGAAUGAUAAAUUUCUCACUGGACAGCUACGCAAAGACACCUCGGAAAGCUGGAGAGUGGAUUUUUAAUCCGUGACCCUAAGGCUUGGCGCUCGUCGUGCCCGGUGCGUGCCGUCUAUGAUGAUUCGAGUCGUUCUUUCAUGAAAAUCGCCUGCCGCUGCCGAGUGGAAUGUGAAGCCAUACCUGCCAGUCUGCGCCCUGGAGCAGCUCAAGCGGAGUCUAAAGUGUCCCGCGGAGGCCCCCGCCUUUCUAAAUCUGGUGUCACCAUGGCGACAUUGGCUCUACCUAUGUUCUUGCUGACGUUGUGCUUCCCUGGCAUCCUUGGGAACCGGCAGUCCGCUCCCCGAGUGCACCUUUCCUAUAAAGAACUGAUGGAGACUCGCACAGCUCGUCCUUUCAGUUUCUCCUUCAACACAAGUGAUUAUCGAAUCCUGCUGAUGGACCAAGACCAGGAUCGACUCUAUCUUGGCAGUCGGGAAUAUGUAGUGGCAUUGGACAUGCAGAACGUCAACAAGGAGCCUCUCAUUAUCCACUGGCCAGCUUCUGUGCAGCGCCGUGGUGAAUGUAGGAUGGCAGGAAAAGGAGAACAGGGAGAAUGUGCCAAUUAUGUGCGGCUGGUAGAGCCAUGGAAUCGCACUCAUCUGUAUGCCUGUGGGACUGGAGCUUACAGUCCUGUGUGCACUUUCAUCAACCGGGGUUGGAAAUCUGAGGAGUACCUAUUUCGUCUUGUACCAGGAAAGACUGACUCUGGGAAAGGAAAGUGUCCUUAUGACCCCAGACAGGAGAAUGUUGCAGCACUUGUAGAUGGCAGUCUUUAUGCAGGGGUCCACGUUGAUUUCAUGGGUACAGAUGCUGCUGUCUUUCGAACAUUGGGGAAGAGGCCAGCUGUACGCACUGAGCAGUAUGAUUCCCGUUGGCUCAAUGAUCCUGUGUUCAUCCAGAUGCAUGUGAUCCCAGACAGUGCUGAAAAGAAUGAUGAUAAGUUGUAUUUUUUCUUCCGGGAGAAGUCUUUGGAUGGAGGGAGCAGUCCCAAUGUGCUGUCUCGCGUAGGCCGGAUAUGCCUGAAUGAUGAUGGAGGGCAGCGCUCUCUAGUGAACAAGUGGACCACUUUCCUUAAAGCAAGACUAGUGUGCUCUGUCAUUGGAGAGGAUGGAGUAGAGACUUAUUUUGAUGAACUCAGAGACAUGUUUAUCCAGCCAACUCAAGAUGAACGCAAUCCGGUACUAUAUGCAGUAUUCUCAACAACCGGGUCUGUCUUUAAGGGAUCAGCAGUAUGUGUCUAUUCCAUGUCUGACAUUCGGACCGUCUUCAAUGGACCAUUUUCGCAUAAGCAGGGCCACAAUUACCAGUGGACACCAUAUGCUGGGAAAAUUCCAUAUCCACGUCCUGGAACUUGUCCAGGAGGCACAUUCACUCCAGGUAUACGCACCACUAAGGACUUUUCUGAUGAAGUAGUGAAUUUCAUUCGUACACACCCGCUCAUGUACUUAUCAGUGUACCCUUUGAAUCGUCGGCCUUUGGUGGUCAGGACAGGAGUUGACUAUCGUUUUACCACUAUUGCUGUGGACCAGGUCGAUGCUGUGGAUGGCCGUUAUGAAGUUCUGUUCCUUGGUACAGAUCGUGGGACAGUGCAAAAGGUAAUUGUGCUCCCUAAAGAUCCCAGCACAAUAGAAGAGCUCAUUCUGGAGGAGGUUGAAGUGUUUAAGACUUUGGCACCUGUCAAAACUAUGAAGAUAUCAUCAAAAAGGCAACAACUUUAUGUUUCUUCAGAAGGCGGCUUGACUCAAGUUUCACUUCACCGCUGUGGUGUCUAUGGAAAAGCAUGUUCUGACUGCUGCCUAGCCAGAGACCCAUACUGCGCUUGGGAUGGGGAGAACUGUGCACCCUUUACUCCAGCUACCAAGAGGAGGAGUCGCAGACAAGACAUUAAAUAUGGGGACCCUUUACGGCAGUGCCGGGGAUUCAAUGCUAAAGUGGAGAAGCGACUAGUUGAAACAUCUCAGUUUGGCGUAGAGGGCAGCACUGUCUUUCUUGAGUGUCAACCACGAUCACCACAGGCUUCAAUCAAGUGGCUAUUCCAAAAAGAUGGCACUGGCCGAAGGAAAGUGCUAAACCGUGAUAGAGAGGUUCUCAAGACUGGACUCGGGAUUCUCCUCAAAGGCAUCAGGAAAGAAGACAGUGGUUUAUAUCACUGUGUUGCCACAGAGAACAACUUCAAGCAUACUGUGGCACGGGUGUCUCUGCGCGUACUGGACAGAGAGAUUGUUGAUGCUCUUACAACCCCUGACAUCCCUAUUCACUCACAGUCCAUCCAGCUUGAACCGACUCCACACAGCUCUGCACAGACCCCACCAUAUUUUGUUGGGCAGCCAGAGAUCCGGCUUAUUAAUCAGUAUUGUGAAUCCUACUGGCACCAGCUGAACCCAGCACAAAGGCCCAAGAGGACAAGCCGGCAUGAUGAUGUCAAGGAUACACCAGAACGGAGGGACUGAGGAGCCAUGUCAGCAUAUCAAUUUACGAUCUGCUUUGAGGGUAUGAAGCAGUGAUGCCCAGAUUCUCUCCCAGGUGCCAUUCCAGAGCAAUUUUGUUCUUAAAACCAGGUGCUUUAUACCUUCUCUGACUGACAGCACAGACCACUUUAUUGUAUAAAGCUACAAGCCUGAUAGUCAGUCACGCAUUUUGGGUAUGCCAGAAAAUUAAAUUCCUAUCUGACUAACUUAUGUAGACUUCUAGCAAACAAUGACACACAUUCACUUUCAGCUAGAUGGCAUUCCUCACUUUUGCACCCCUUGUAAAUGGUAGGGAAAGUGGCAUAGUAGGCAAUAUGUAAGCCACUUACAGUAUAUCAUUUGGGACAACACAUAGCUUUCACAAGCUUUGUGAAUUACCACUCCAAUAUUAGAGGUGGCUUACCUUAAGAGAUUCAACUCUGUGACCCAGUAACUAUUAGGCUUUGAGGAAAUAGCGAGGGGAGCCAUGUAGAUGGAUGCAGGUUUUUAUUUGCAAAUUCCCAUUGGAAAAUAACAUUUACAAAUUCCUGGUAAGUUAUGCAACAACAUAAACCAGAGGCUAAGAUCAAGCUGAUUGUUCAGUGAAUUACAGCUGCUCAAUAAUUUCAUGCACAAGUGGAUAUACCAAGGCACCCAAAAAAUACAUUCCUUUCUAUUUCUCUUCCUAAUUUAAGAAUCUAAUAAAGUGAUUAUGUAAUUCAUGUUGUUUGUUCUGUACAAUGUAAGUAUACCAACCCACAUUUAUUUCUGACACUUGCAGAAAUAAACAAAAAAGCCACAAGAGAAAUGUCACCAUGGGACAUUUCUCUUGUCUUCCAGUUCCUGUAGCUUUCUUUCUAAUCUACAUCUGACACAUUUAACAUUCAAGAAUAUAAGAAAUAUCAUUCUUCCACUGCACUGUCAUCCCAGUUUACUUAGAUAUAUGUUAGCAGAGAUUUUUAGUGAAUUUAUUUUUUGUAAAUUGACUGAUUUGGAAUGUGGGUUACUUUUUUAUGUGGAAGGAACAUCUCUUUGUUUGAGUUAACAUGCCACAGUUGGCAGACAUUUGAAAAGGAACAGAGCUAUUGUAUCACAGAAAUGAGAAGUUGAAAACAUGAAAAGGACCAGCUUCCUGAAUUUAUAGAGAGCCCAUUUCCUGCAGUAAAGACUUUUCAUGAUCAAAUAUAUUGUGUUUCUUCAUGUUUUAUUAUUUUGACUGUAGGUGGAAAAUUAUAAAAGAGGAGAAAGUUAUUUGUAUGACAAUGUGGCAACAUGGUGAUACAGUGGCAUAAUGUCAUAUAUCUACCCAAGUAACCUAUCUAUGGAAAUUUUAAAAAGUAAUUUAGAGACACACUUGGCUUACAUCAGCCUCCGUGUGACUCUGAAAUGGAAUGGUGUAUUAGAAAAUGUAUGGAUGGUUACAUAUUAGUGUGUGUGCUUGUUAUUUGUUGUAAUUUUGCAAAGUUUUGUUUAUGCAAGAUACAAAGACUUACAGCCAUCAUCCUAAACUGCUAAUUCUCAUAUACAAAAAAUUCUAUCACUACACUUCUAUUCUGUUGCAUUUUGAGAAACCUCCUUAAAUUCAUGACAGUAAGCCCUGAUUAUAUCUGUUUUCCCAGAGUGAGGUCAAAUAUGAAAGCAGGACUCUGCUGCUUUGCAAACUGUCGGGUUUUCUCUGGGUACUUCUUCCCUUAGCUCUGAUUAGGGUCAUGCCCCUCUGUUUUAAAGCAUAAUGUAGUAUGUAACUGUUACUGAAACUCUGGAGACCACAGACUCAUAAGGACUCUUUAAAUAUUUUUCCCACAUAGAACACUUUUGGUAGUGCCUCUACCAAGUCACUUGAAAGUAAGGAGUUAGUUCAAUUUGAAUUAUUUUUUAAAAAUUAUUUCAAAAUUAAAUUCCCAAUUAAUUUUUAAGAGUAAUAUUUAAUUAUUGAAAUGGUUUCUGACUGUUACUCAGUGCUAAUGUGCAAUUGACCUCAUGUUUUAAUGUUUUAUCUCCUUUGGUCACAUUAUAUGGCAGCCCAUUUUCCACAAUCUCAUUUUUUAAAUUACGUACAUUAAGACACUGUAUUACAAGUUCUUCUUCUUACAGUUCUAUGUAUUAGUUGCUUGACCUUGGCUCAGAAAAAAAGAAACAGUCGUGUAGACAUGAUUCUGUAAUUGCUGCCACGUUCCAGCAUCAACUAGUGCCAUCUCAAUGGUGUCUGUGCAUUAUUGCUGGGCCUGAAUUGUAGAGGACUGGUCUUCUGUUGCUUCUUCAAAGCUGCACCGUACAUUGCAUAUUAGAAGACCGAAACCUGACCCACUGGCUGCUUUUUCUGCUGACGCAGGGCCUGCUUCGGCCAUGACAAAUAUUUAUUCUAGGAUGUAAAUAUUUCUUUAAACUAUGCACUUUGGUUGGUUUCAGAUUUUUUUUGUUUUGUUAUGCUUUUUGGGAAGAGGUGGAGAGAUUGCAUUUAUUAGCAGGACCAGAAGUCAUGUUUGUUACAUGGGACAGGGUGUGUUGCAAAGAUGUUUGACUUUCAUACAGCAGAUCUUUUUUUGUUGAGCUAAAGGAAAUAUUUAAUAACCUAGCUUAGUGUCACUUCACGGGCACCAUGGUUUCCAUCUGGCCUUCACUAAUAGCUUCUGGAAAGCAUUUCUCUUUUAAUUUUCCCUACUUUCCAUGACUAAAAGAAGCUUAUGUUUAGUCAAUUGUCUUCAGAUACACUACAAUAGACAUUAUUCAAUUAACAAUUUAUUUAAAAAAGCUGUGUCUUACAUUUUAGUUGAUAUCCAGCACAAAAAAUAACCUGUAGCCAUGUGUAUCCAAGUAUAAAUCCUACAUUGCCUAUAUGGACCUUUUGGCUGCAGCCCUGCAUUUAACUCCUAGGCAAUAAUGCACACUCCUCUUAUUGUCUGCAUAUGCCAUUCUCUAAAUACACUUAAGACUUCUUCUUCACAAUGGAAUCAUAAUUAUAGGAGUAUCAUGGCCACAGGCUUGUGUUCAAUGACCAAUGCUCAGCCAUCCAACUGUAGGGGCAUCACUUGCCAUCUGUGUGGGACAGGUUGUACUUCGAGGCGUAUACUGUAAAAUUAUAAAUAUUAGAAUGAGCAUAUUUGGAACCCUUUUCCCCAACAAAAUUUUAGCAGUGCAUAAAGAACAGGGUGACUGAAUGGCCUCAUGAACCUCAGAAGCUACACUGUAAAAAGAUUUAUUUAUACUUUAAUAAACUUUGUGCUGCUUUUAUUAAAUACACAACAUAAAAGUUGUUACAAAGAGUAAAUGAAUUUAUAGCCCUGUAGGGAAAAUGGUGCAGCCAUGAAACCUUUAAAAACAAGUCAUCGUUCUCCAUGCUGGGCAUUGACUAUGUCAACAUCAAGUCUCCUAUAAUGCACCAGCUUAGAGGUUCUCUGACUUGGGUGGUUACUUGUUUAUAUCACUGGUACUUAUUGAUAUUUUGAUUUGUAUGUAAUUAAUCAGCGUUUUACAAUGUAACAUAAUGCCAUUUCAGUUCUGUGUAAGAAACAAAAUGAAAGUCCCCUGUUGGAAUAUGAUGAGAUUUAAGUGGCUACAUGAAUGUAAUUAUAGUGAGGAAGAAAGAAAGGACUUAUCAGAGUAAGAUAUACUCAAUUUGCACUUUAUUCUCCAGCAGUGGCGUGACAGAUUCAUUUUUAAAACACUUACGCCUAGUAGUCAAACCCCACAUCUAUCUCAAAAAUAUAAAUAUCACGUGAUACUAAUUUGAGCCAACAUGCAUAUUGCUGACCUUUAAUCUUUGUCACUGUGAAGGAAUUUCUGCCACACGUCUUCACUGUUUUUUAUACUACAUUUUGGCAAGGAAAGAAGGUGCAGGACACCUCUGUCAGCCAAGUUUUGUUAAAAGCAAGGCAAAUCACAAAUGUUUUGUUUGUUUUUCCUUUUCCUGAAAAAUACGAAAAGCAUCCCAAUUCCUUGAGAAUAUGAGUGUGUAUUUAGUACGUUCUCAAAAUCAUUUUAAAAAUGUCUUCUUGUAAUCUGAUUUUAAAAUAAAUGUCAAAAAUGUAUGUGACCAUAACACUGCAAACAAGAAAACGAUCAGAUCUUUCACCCUGUGAAUGGAAUUGCAGGUUUAUAUUAUCUUUGUAUCAGGAAACAAAAAUGGACAAAAAAUUAUAAUCUGCUGUAUGGUCCUGUUGAAAAAUUUUAAUGAACUUAAUAUUAUAGUUCAUCUUUCCAGUGUACAUAGUAAAAAGUAAUGCACCCUCUUCCAAGUACAUAAAAAGAUUGAAAAUUAUAUUGUUUCUAACAUGCAGAGCAAGCAAAAAUCAUUCUCUCCUAACUGUAAUCUCUAAAGGCAGAAUAAGCACUCCAUUCUCACUGACGUUUUAUUUCUUUGUGUUGAAUUGUUUAUUGAAUAUUUCCCAGAUUGGCACCGUACCUCAUAUCUUUGCUCACCUUCCUCUCUGUCCGCAUCUCACUGCAGCUUCUUUCUUGAAGUCAUUCCUGGAUGAACACUGCCUGAAAGAGUUUAGACGCAGGUCACAUGGUGGCAGCUUGGUGUCUCUCAUUCAAAGUUUUGCAGGGGACCUCAAUUGCCAAGUCAAACUCUGUGAGUUUCACACAAAUUCUGCUAAACACUACUUGGUUCUUUUUCAUUUUGUGUAAAAAUGUCAAACUCUGCACAGUUCAACACGAGAAAAGCCUGUAGUGUUAUUAGCAAUAGGUGCAGUGACACAGAUUAUGUAUCGUCUCACGUUUGCCAAGGAACACAGCCUUUCUAGAAAGUUUUCCACUAAUUUUUUUAACUGAAAAAUAGAUCUUUUUUUGUAUUUGUAGAUUUUUUUGUGCUAGGCUAAAUUAAUACAUUUCUUUUGUAAUUAUUAUAAAAUAUUUUUUGCAGUUUGUAUAGAGAUAAUAAAUAUGUUUUCUAACCUUA
Messenger RNA from Erpetoichthys calabaricus (reedfish), 7587 nucleotides. RefSeq names its product semaphorin-3F-like. Lineage: Eukaryota; Metazoa; Chordata; Cladistia; Polypteriformes; Polypteridae. Gene Ontology annotation, biological process: negative regulation of axon extension involved in axon guidance; neural crest cell migration; negative chemotaxis. The record is from RefSeq and is a predicted model, not a curated record. The coding region runs from base 339 to 2690 and encodes 783 amino acids. Gene Ontology annotation, molecular function: semaphorin receptor binding; chemorepellent activity. The transcript has 18 exons.